CGGGCCUGGGCGGAGCGAUGGGAGCCAUCCUAGAGUUUGUGGUUGUAGAAGGCGUGAUGGAGAGACUGUUCCUCUGGAGUCUGAGACGACACUUCACUGACGAUAUGAAACUGGAACAACUGAGGAUGUACCAGAUGUUGCUGUCUCAGGCCAGACAGCCUCUCCUGCACCACAAACCUGUUCUACGACCCUUAAUGAUGCUGUUAUCUUCCUGUGCUGGAGCUGGGAGUGGAGGAGGAGGAGGAGGAGGAGGAGGAGGAGGGUCAGUGGAAGCAGAGUUGGUUCUCCUGCUCAACCAGCUGUGUGGUGCGCUGGCUAAGGACCCCUCAGUGUUAGAGUUAUUCUUCCACACCAGUGAGGACCAGGGGGCAGCCAACUUCCUGCUCUUCUCCCUGCUGAUCCCCUUCACGCAUCAGGAAGGCAGCGUAGGACUGCAGGCCCGGGACGCUCUGCUGCUCAUCAUGCAGCUGUCGACCUACAACCCCAGAGUCGCUACACACAUCACAGACAACACGUACUUCUGUCCUGUACUGGCUACAGGUCUGAGUGGUUUGUAUUCGUCUCUACCUGCGAAGCUACAGGUGUACAGUGAAGACUGGCACUGUCUGGAGAGAGCUGACUGGGUACAGGUUCCGGCUUUGGUCCAGUUUCUAAACUCUCUGCAGUUCUGCUGCUCUGUCAUUAAGGUUGGACAUCCCUCGAUCAGAGGUCAGUUGUUGGGAUAUAUCUACAAUGGCUUCCUGGUUCCUGUACUGGCUCCAGCUCUGCACAAGUGUACACUAGAAGAGGUGAUGACCACUACAGCGUAUCUGGACCUCUUCCUCCGCUCGGUGUCAGAGCCUGCACUCCUCCAGACCUUCCUCUCCUUCAUACUGCUACACACACACGACAACGUCCAGCUCCUAGACACACUGGUGUCCAGAGUUAAUACACCUUUCCAGUUAGGUACAGUGUCUCUGGCUUUGUUCCGAACUCUCAUUGGUCUGUUCUGUGAAGACGUCAUGCUUCAGCUCAUACUCAGGUAUCUGAUCCCAUGUACACACCUGUGUGUGAGAGAACGACGCUCUCUCAAGGACAGAGACGCCUACUCUUCAUCAGCUGUUAAAUUCCUCUUCCUCACUCCCUCCUGGUGCCCCCUGCGCCUCGGAGCCGUACACACUCACACCCAACACAUCCACUGGGCUGGGGGGAAUGACGUUCCCAUGUCAGAGGGUGACAGUGUUGGUUACUCCAGGAUCUGCAGGACAGACCUCCUGAUGAAUGUCAACUAUCUCCAGUACCUCUGGGAUGCUAGAGUUGGGAUCGCUGCAUCGCUCCAGGCCUGUCUGGUCUGGUCUGGUCCCUAUGACGGGGAGAAGCCUGCAGCCCGAGAGGAGGAAGACGGGGAAGAAGAGAGAGAGCAAGAGUUAGAGGUGGAGAAGAUGAAUCAAACCUUUAACUGGACUUCAUCUCCCAGCCCUCCCGUCACCUCCCCCCCUGUAACCAUGGGAAACCAACAUAGAGGGGGAGACGGAGGGAGGGGGAGUGUGGUCGAGUUGGAGUGGGAUGAUAGUUAUGAGUGGGAUGAUAGUGCCCUCCCCUCCUCCUCCUCCCUCCCGCUCACCCCCCCAGUACAUAUCGAAACCCCUCAGCAUAUUCAGGAGAUGAGACGUUCGGCCAUUAUGUUGAUCCAAGGCUCCUACGUAGAGGAGUCGGACUUUCAGGACGAUGUGUUGGUCUAUAACCUCAUAGCACAGAAAGACGAGGUGGAAUACAAACCUGACCGCAGGACUACUCCACAAACCAGGAAACCAGUUGUUAGUCAAACAACCUCGCUUGUUCACAGACAUGGAACGCAUAGACGAGAGAAGGUGGGGGUGAUCGUGGAAGAGGGGGUG
Messenger RNA from Oncorhynchus keta (chum salmon), 1877 nucleotides. Its product is annotated as FHF complex subunit HOOK interacting protein 1A-like. The record is from RefSeq and is a predicted model, not a curated record. The transcript is spliced from 10 exons. Lineage: Eukaryota; Metazoa; Chordata; Actinopteri; Salmoniformes; Salmonidae. The annotation marks the transcript as partial.